AUGACUCCUCUUUCGUUCCUCAGCUUUCUACUACCUUCCUCGUCCCAGCCCAAUAUUCCCUCCAUUCCAGUCUCUUUAUUGUCAACAACCAUGACCAACAAAAUUGAACUCUUCCCAAAAAUCGGGGACAUCGCUGAUCAGGCGGACAAAAUCGAUCUCAACGAGGAGACAACGAUAGAAAAAGAGAACGGUCAAGCAGACAACGAAGAAAAGGUCGUGCAGGAGAUAGAGUCGCUAUGCAUGAAGUGUGGAGAACAGGGCACUACGAGGCUCAUGCUCACCUCGAUACCGUUCUUCCGCGAAGUUAUUGUUAUGUCCUUCAAAUGUGAGCAUUGCGGGGCGUCGAAUAACGAGAUACAGUCUGCUGGUACUAUCCGACCCGGAGGCUCCCUAUACACAGCUAAAAUCCUCGAUCGCGCGGAUCUCAAUCGUCAGAUCGUGCGUUCCGCGUCAUGCGAGAUCGUCAUCCCUGAGGUUGACCUGACGCUCCCACCAACAUCCCGCGGGCAGCUCACAACAGUCGAAGGUCUCAUCCGCGACGUUGUCGCCGAUCUGAGCCUGGACCAGCCCCUGCGACGUAUCCAGAACGAGGAGGGGUAUAAGAAGAUCCAAAGGGUCGUAGACAAGCUGAAGGCGAUCCUCGGAGACGACGAGGACGAAGAUGACGCUGAUAAUCCCCAUGAGAAGAACACCAGCAAGGCAGCGGACAAGGACGUCCCAAUGCCGGCGUUCACUGUGCGACUCGACGAUCCGGCGGGCAACAGCUUCAUCGAGUUCAUGGGGAGCAUGGCGGACCCCAAGUGGAAUAUGCGGACGUACCCUAGGACGCUUGAGCAGAACGUCGCUCUAGGGCUGGUCGCGCGGGACGACGAGGAAGCGGCAAGGGUGAAGGCGGUGAAGCAAGUGAUAACGGGUGAGAUAGACGAGAAUGUACCGAUUACGGAUGACGAGAUCUUCGUGUUCCCUGGGGUGUGCUCGAGUUGUGGGCACCCGAUAGAAACGCAUAUGAAGAAAGUGAACAUCCCAUACUUCAAGGAUAUCUGGAUCAUGUCGACAAAUUGCGAGCACUGUGGGUACAGAGACAACGAAGUCAAGUCCGGCUCCGCCAUCUCGGAGAAAGGGAAGAAGAUCACACUGAAAUGUGAAGAUCGUGAGGACCUAAGUCGAGAUAUCCUCAAGAGUGAAACCGCCGGCAUGACAAUACCUGAAAUUGAGCUUGUACUGACCAACGGAACCCUCGGCGGUCGAUUCACCACCGUCGAGGGCAUCCUCGACCAAAUAUACGAAGAGCUCGCAGAGAAGGCCUUUGUCUCUGGUGAUUCCACCGAGACAGAGGAGAGGAUCAAGUUCGAGAAGUUCCUGUCAGGGUUGAAGGCGGUCAAAAACGCUGAACACCCGUUCACAAUCAUCCUGGACGACCCGCUCGCCAACUCAUAUAUCCAAAACCUGUACGCGCCGGAUCCGGAUCCGAACAUGACAAUUGAGCUAUACGAGCGAACGUUUGAGCAGAACGAGGAGCUUGGAUUGAAUGAUAUCAAGGUGGAGGGAUACGAGCAGGACGCCCCGGACACCAUGGAAGUGCCCAAGGGAGAAGAGGCCAAGGUGGAAGAGGCCAAAGACCAAUAA
Messenger RNA from Cyclocybe aegerita, 1626 nucleotides. The record is from the annotation of a GenBank genome assembly. NCBI's taxonomy places the organism in Eukaryota, Fungi, Basidiomycota, Agaricomycetes, Agaricales, Hemipholiotaceae.